CAGUUGUUGUCAAACACAACACAAGUGGUAUUAUCGGUUGGUAACGGUUAUAUAACCCGGUGCCGGCCGGCGACUCAUAUCUCACUCAUUGCGGGAUAGCGGAGGCGGACCCACGUACCGACACAAACAUGGCUAAAGUUGAUAUCAAAUACACUAAGUUGUUCAUCAACAACGAGUUUGUGGACGCCGUGAGCAAGAAGACCUUCCCUACCAUCAACCCCCAGGAUGAGUCCGUCAUUAUCCAGGUUGCUGAAGGAGACAAGGCUGACAUCGACAAGGCGGUCGCCGCAGCCAAGAAGGCUUUCCACCGCUACUCCGAAUGGCGCACUAUGGACGCCUCUCAGCGUGGCCGCUUGCUCCUGAAGCUGGCUGACCUGCUAGAGAGGGACAGCAAAUACCUGGCAGACCUGGAAACCCUCGACUGCGGGAAACCAGUGAAGAACGCUUUCGGAGAAGUGUUCUUUGCCGCGUCCGUCAUCAGGUACUACGCUGGCAAAGCUGACAAGAUUUUAGGAAGCACCAUUCCUACUGAUGGUGAGGUUCUCUCCAUGACGCUGAAGGAGCCGGUGGGCGUGUGCGGACAGAUCCUGCCCUGGAACUACCCCAUCCCCAUGUUCGUGUGGAAGAUCGCCCCCGCCCUGGCUGCUGGAUGCACGGUGGUGGUGAAGCCCGCCGAGCAGACCCCUCUGACCGCGCUGGCCGUGGCUGCCCUGGUCAAGGAGGCUGGCUUCCCGGCAGGAGUCGUCAACGUGGUCCCCGGCUACGGGCCCACUGCCGGCGCCGCCCUGACAGCUAGCCCUGACGUUGACAAGAUUGCUUUCACUGGUUCCACUGAGGUUGGCCGCAUCAUCAUGAGUACAGCCCCCAAAGUCAACCUGAAGCGUAUCACUCUGGAGCUCGGAGGCAAGAGCGCUCUGGUCGUAUUCAAUGAUGCUGAUGUGGAGAAGGCAGCUGAGAUCGCUCACAAUGCCGCGUUCUCCAACGGCGGUCAGUGCUGUGUGGCCGGCACCAGGACCUACGUCCAGUCCGGUAUCUACGACAAGUUCGUCGCUAAAGCCGCUGAGAUCGCCCAGAAGAGGACCGUUGGCAACCCUUACGAGGACGUCAAACAGGGACCUCAGAUCGACGAUGACAUGUUCACGAAGGUAAUGGGCUACAUCGACGCCGGCAAGAAGUGCGGAGCCCGUCUCGUCGCUGGCGGAGAGAGGAAGGGCAACAAGGGAUUCUACAUCCAGCCCACGGUCUUCGCUGACGUCAAGGAUGACAUGAAGAUUGCCAGGGAAGAGAUCUUCGGACCCGUCCAGAGCAUCCUCAAGUUCGAGACCUUCGACGAGAUCGUGGACCGCGCCAACAACUCCAACUACGGUCUCGGCGCCGGCGUCAUCACCAACGACAUCACCACCGCCAUGUCCUUCGUAAGACACGUGCGCGCUGGCUCCGUUUGGGUGAACACGUACGAGCACGUGACCUGUCAGACUCCCUUCGGAGGAUUCAAAGACUCCGGCAUUGGCCGAGAAAUGGGUGAAGAGGGCAUCCAGCAGUACCUUGAGAACAAGACAGUGACCAUCAGCUUGCCCAAGAAACCACAGUUUUAUGAAAAGGGCAUCGAGUUUAUGAACGACCUGAAAAUUAAGGUAAGUUCCUAUUCCAAGAUGGUUAAAGUCGAAGUUAAAUACAAUAAGUUGUUCAUCAACAACGAGUGGACGGAUGCCGUGAGCAGGAAGACCUUCCCCACCAUCAACCCUCAGGAUGAGACCGUCAUCGCCCAAGUAGCCGAGGGAGACAAGGCAGACGUAGACAUAGCAGUCGCGGCGGCUAAGAGAGCGUUCCACCGGUAUUCCCUAUGGCGCACCAUGGACGCGUCUCAACGAGGCAUCCUCAUGAACAAGCUGGCAGACCUGAUGGAAGCCGAGGCCCGGUACCUGGCUGAGCUGGAGACCCUGGACUGCGGGAAGCCGGUGAAGCAGGCUGAAGAGGAAGUGUAUUUUUCGGCGUCUGUACUGAGACACUACGCUGGGAAGGCGGACAAGAUUCAUGGGAAUACGAUACCCGCAGAUGGAGGCGUAUUGUCGUUCACCCUGAAGGAGCCAGUCGGAGUGUGUGCCCAGAUCAUACCGUGGAACUACCCCAUACCCAUGUUUGUAUGGAAAAUUGCUCCAGCAAUAGCCGCAGGAUGCACGGUGGUGGUGAAGCCAGCGGAGCAAACCCCACUGACCGCGCUGGCCAUGGCCGCCCUGGUCAAGGACGCCGGGUUCCCGCCCGGUGUCAUCAACGUGGUGCCAGGCUACGGACCCACGGCAGGAGCAGCCCUUACCCACCAUCCCGAUGUGGAUAAAGUGGCUUUCACUGGCUCCACUGAGGUUGGCCGCCUCAUCAUGGGCGCCGCAUCAGCUGUGAACCUCAAGAGAGUGACAUUGGAGCUUGGAGGAAAGAGCCCUUUGGUGGUCUUCAACGAUACUGACGUGGAAAAAGCGGCGCAAAUCGCCCACGCAGCCGCCUUUGCCAACGGAGGCCAGUGCUGCUGCGCCGGCACCCGCACCUACGUGCAGUCCGGCAUCUACGACCAGUUCGUGCAGAAAGCUACCGAGAUCGCCAAGAAGAGGUCUGUGGGGAACCCGUUUGAUGACGUCGAGCAAGGGCCUCAGAUCGACAAAGAGAUGUAUGGCAAGGUGUUGGGCUACAUCAAGGCUGGGAAGGAAGGGGGGGCGAGGCUCGUGGCUGGAGGGGACAAACUUGGAGACAAGGGGUACUUCAUCCAGCCGACUGUCUUUGCUGAUGUCAAGGAUGACAUGAAGAUUGCCAGGGAAGAGAUCUUCGGGCCGGUGCAGAGCAUCCUCAAGUUCGACACAUUCGACGAGAUCGUGGAUCGCGCCAACGACACCAACUACGGGCUCGCCGCCGGCGUCAUCACCAACGACAUCACCACCGCGCUCAGCUUCGUCAAACACGUCAGGGCUGGCUCAGUCUGGGUGAACACUUACGACUACGUGACAAGCCAAACGCCUUUUGGAGGGUUCAAGGAUUCCGGAUUAGGGCGAGAGCUAGGAGAAGACGGCAUCAGCCAGUACUUAGAGAACAAGACAGUCACCAUCAACGUACCCAAAAGACCGCAGCUUUAGAAGCUUUUUAUAUACCGUUAGCGAAUAAUAUUUUUAUGUAAAAUAUAUUUUAUAGAGAAUUACUCUUAUUACGUUUUAAUAUUAAAAGUGUAAACUUACCUUA
Molecule: messenger RNA, 3222 nt
Organism: Plutella xylostella (diamondback moth)
Lineage: Eukaryota; Metazoa; Arthropoda; Insecta; Lepidoptera; Plutellidae
Product: aldehyde dehydrogenase X, mitochondrial
Molecular function (GO): oxidoreductase activity, acting on the aldehyde or oxo group of donors, NAD or NADP as acceptor
Source: RefSeq, a predicted model, not a curated record